Molecule: messenger RNA, 3344 nt
Organism: Morone saxatilis (striped sea-bass)
Lineage: Eukaryota; Metazoa; Chordata; Actinopteri; Moronidae
Gene: bnip3lb
Product: BCL2 interacting protein 3 like b
Exons: 6
Coding region: 224-895 (223 amino acids)
Biological process (GO): defense response to virus; mitochondrial outer membrane permeabilization; positive regulation of apoptotic process
Cellular component (GO): mitochondrial envelope; mitochondrial outer membrane; nucleus
Source: RefSeq, a predicted model, not a curated record
GGGGGUCUGAGUGGCUCGCGGCUGCUGCUUCCAGACAAGCUACCAGAAACAAACCUCAGCGGGGCUUUAGUUUAGUUUAGCCAGCCGCUGUGUGAAAACGGAGACAGGAGACGACUCUGGUCGGUGGCACUAGCGCACGUCUGAAUGUGUGCAGGUAAAGUAGUGCGCGCUUUGCACUGACUCGAGCCUUUUAUGCAACCCGCCCUGCUCACCAGGCACAACGAUGUCCGAGGCUGCUAGCGCUACUGCUACAGACAACAACGGAGACUCCGGGCUAAACGGGUCCUGGGUGGAGUUAGAGAUGAACAGAGGCACAGCCGGAUCAGCCCAGCCACCCUCCACAGACGGGCCGGCCCCAGGCCUGCUGCCCCUCCCUCAGGUGGAAGAGGAGGAGGCCAUGGUGGGGGGACUGGAGCACGUCCCGUCCUCGUCCUCGAUCCACAAUGGAGACAUGGAGAAGAUCCUGCUGGAUGCCCAGCACGAGUCGAGCCGCAGCAACUCCUCCUGCGACAGCCCCCCGCGGCCCCACAGUCCCCAGGAUGAUGGACAGAUCAUCUUUGACGUGGACGUGAGCGGCAGAAGAGACAGCCAAUCAGAAGAGGACGUCUUGGACAAGGAGAGGGACAUGGACAUCCUGAUGAAGGACGCAGAUUGGGUUGCUGACUGGUCUAGUCGACCGGAAAACAUUCCCCCGAAGGAGUUUCAUUUCCGUCACCCUCGACGCUCAGUAACACUCAGCAUGAGGAAGACCGGGGCCAUGAAGAAAGGAGGCAUCUUCUCCGCCGAGUUCCUCAAGGUCUUCAUCCCCUCGCUGCUACUAUCUCACAUCCUGGCUCUGGGGCUGGGAGUCUACAUCGGAAAGAGGUUGACCACGCCACCCGCCAGCUCUUUCUGAACCCGAACCUGAAGAAAAGUGCCUGAGAAGUGGCCACGAGUUGUUGGAGAAAGUUUUGCUGUCGUGAGAAGAACGCCCGUCUCUCCUCCCUCUGUCCCGCCUGUCCCCCCCCCUCCUCCCCUCGUCCCUGAGAUAUGACAUGUUCUCAGGAGAAAUGCAUCUGCCUUUCCCUCUAUCUCUCCCUUCCUUCGUCCGCCCCCUUUUUUUCUUGAUCGCUGUUCUCCGAGUGUCUGUAGAUAUCCCCUCUCUGUCCCCUCAUAUCCUUCACUCAUUUGUAUAAGCUUUUCGAAGAAUGAAUAAGGUCAUAUUUCCCUUUCCUCAGUGUUUGGGUUUCAGUGUUUAUAACGGGUGGGUUUGCAGGGAGGGUCACGGCAUCAAACCAAACUCUUGCCCUUUGAUCAUCUGACAACAAGUUUUAGAGCCGACCGCAGAUUGUGCCACCUACACGAGUAGCCCAGCACUCGAUCUCGAAAGGGUUCGACCAAAUUCAGAGUCGGCUACGCGAACUGAAAACGUGAUCAUGCCUUUUUGAAAGUAGCCAUUUUUGUUCAUUUUCUUUAGGCUUUUUUUAUUUAUUUUUUUCAACAGUGGUGGUUUAUUGAAAAGUUCUAAUGAUGCGAGGAGUUACCAUAGUGGCCAUCUCAAACCACAAGCACUCGUGAAUUGCACUGGGGGGAGUCUCUGGCUCUGUGUGCCAGACGAGAGAGAUUUAUGUGACUUUUUCUGUGAUGGAAACUAGGAAUUCUAUUCAAUUCUGCAUCUGAAUGAAUAUUUCUGCAAAGUGACAAUAACUGGAAACCAGGGUGUGGAUGUGUGUUGUGCAGGCAGCGUAGUCCCUCUCAGCGCGUACGCAAACAGUAUUUUGUGGUUGGGUCUCGGGACCUGCGCUGUACGGUCUAGAAAGGUUCAGUCGUCUGUCCAAAUGGACGGUGUCCACGUUGUCCUUCCAGUGAGCCUUCUGGUUUGUCCAUAACAUAUCCUAGAGCUGCUUUGGUCCUGACCGGUCAGUUCCCACUUACUCUAACUCCAAACUGGGCUGGCUAUUACAUGGGACUCUUAUUGUUUCAUAUUUUUAUAGAUUUUAAGUAAUCAAAAAGCGCCAGGUACCAGAACACCAGAUUUAAAAGAGAACUUGUUUUGUUACCAUUUGUUUGAGAACUCCUUAUUUUUUAAAAAAAAUGAGAUAUUUCAUCAAAGAUAAAGUAUGAAACUUGAAACUUUUAAGAUAUUGGUUGUCUUAGGUGAAUUUUGUUUUAAAGCCGCUAUCUUUGAGAAAAAUGUCCAGUGGUAGCCAGCCCUGCCUUCUAACACUCCAACAACAUUUUGCCAAAAUUUCCACAAAAUAAAUAUUUCACGAAUCUGCAGAUGACGGAAUCUGAUUCCAGGGUCAGUCCGGGUCAGCCUUAGUGUGGACAAGCAGAAGGUAGCAGGUUGACAUUCGCUGGAGUGACACUGCAGACGUGAAGCAGCUUCUAAUCGAGUGAAGGGAAGUUUGUUUUUACAAGGCUCUACUUUUUGUGUGAACACAGGUACUUGGCUAGCAUGUUCAGUAAGGUAUCGGCUACACUGCAGUAUCUCUGAGGCUAGACCGUGGUCAGUUUCGUCCCUGUGGACCUUCCAUGGCUAGGCCUGGGUCAAAUAAUAUUUGAUUUUGAAAUAUGCCAGAUCCCAAGAAGUUAUUCUUUUUUUCUGCGGGACAUACAAGGAUAUCUUUUGGAGCACACUCAUUCCAGCCAGAAGUAAAUAAUACCUUUUAAAGAUCUGGUAUUUCAGUUAAAUAAACUUCAGUUUUUCUUCCACUAACUGGUUGGUUGCUGACUACAUUGUUGACACGUGUUUUGACAUAUAGGAUGACACAAUGAGUUCCAGUUUUAAAUGUGAACAUCAUACUACCUAUAUGUGACAUUUUUGACAGAAAAAGACAAUAAGACAGAUAUGGAUGUCUCUUUGUUGCCUUUUCAACAAAGCCUCUCCAUGAAAUAAUUGAGCUGCAGAUACUAUUUAACCCAGCAGGACGUGUUAUCUUUUUGUUUUACCUCUUAUGACAGACUCAUGAACUACCAGCAGAGACUGUUGUCUCAACCACAGAGGUACUGCGUUGUUGUUUAGUGCGACAUACGUGUCUCUGCCUGUGUGUGCGUACAGCGACAUUUCAGAUUGUUCUUUCCUGUUUUGUUUCGAGUCGUCUGUUUUGUUUGUUUGUUUUUUCCUGAUGUUGCAGAAAGAUUGUGAACGCACAGAGCAAGUUAGAAAGUGUGAAAAUAAAACCCCCUAUUGUUGAUGGCAGGGCCUAAUGUGAAUAGGAAAUGGAAGGUGUGGAAAGAGAUUUCCCUCAGACUGCGAUGGUCUAACAGUAGUUAUUGUAAUGAUGCAUUUGCUUUGAUUUUCUUUUUCCCACUACAUUGGAAAAAAUGAUAAACAUUUUGUCAUUAAAGAUUACCUGAAUGAA